Diaporthe amygdali is the source of this 945-nucleotide messenger RNA. Its product is annotated as enoylhydratase isomerase. NCBI's taxonomy places the organism in Eukaryota, Fungi, Ascomycota, Sordariomycetes, Diaporthales, Diaporthaceae. The transcript is spliced from 2 exons. The record is from RefSeq and is a predicted model, not a curated record. Bases 1 to 945 code for a protein of 314 amino acids.
AUGGCCAGCCUGCCAGACUCGUACCAAGCCCUCUCCCUUCCAGCCGUGCGCCUCUCGCACCACCCGCCCUCCUCAAAAUCAGUCACGCCCAUCAUCAUGGUCAUUCUCAACCGGCCAAAAUAUAAGAACGCCUUCAACGGGGAUAUGAUUGAGUCACUAGAGAAGGCUUUCGGCACGCUCAGCUCCGACCCACGAGUAAAAUGCAUCGUCUUCGCCGGCUCCGACCCGGAGAACAAGAUCUUCUGCGCCGGCAUGGACAUGUUCACGCCUCUUUCUACCAAAGACGCAAAUGAUGGCCCUCCCGAUGCCCUGGGAUCAGUGACCAGGGAUACCCACCGCGACGGGGGCGGGCGCGUCAGCCUCGCCAUAUACCGCUGCCAGAAGCCCGUCAUCGCAGCGCUGAACGGCUCGGCAGUAGGCGUAGGGAUAACAAUGACGCUGCCGUGCCACAUCCGCGUGGCGGCGGCGCAGUCGCGCGUGGGCUUCGUGUUCGCGCGGCGCGGGCUGGUGAUGGAGGCGUGCAGCUCCUUCUUCCUCCCGCGGCUGGUUGGCGCCGCGCGCGCGCUGCACCUCGUCACCACGGGCGCCGUGUACCGCCCCACGGACCGGGUGCUGGACGGGCUGUUCACCGAGGUGGUGGACGACGCGGCCGGGGUGCUGCCGCGGGCGCUGCAGCUCGCCGAGGGCGUGGCGCGCGACUGCUCCGUCGUCAGUGUUGUCACCAUGCGGGACAUGAUCUUCCGCGCGCCGGGAAGCGCGGAGGAGGCGCAUCUGCUCGAGAGCAAGCUGCUGUAUGACCGCUUCCGCAGCGCGGACGUGGCCGAGGGCGUGACGAGCUUUCUGGAGAAGAGGGAGCCGCGGUUUCAGGAAACGAUGGAGGAGAAUGCGCCUAGCGUGUAUCCGUGGUGGGAGGACAAGUUGAAGGGGCCGCAGUCGAAGCUUUGA